AUUUCUUGCUUUCUUCUCAGUUCGUCACGAUCGGAGCUUUUUGUCCGAUCUCAAAUGCCCAACUCCUCCAUUCAGUUAUUUUCCUGGUAACAUCGAAGUGGCGCAAAUAACCUAACAUUGGAGUUGCUCUCUCCCAGAAAUCUCGAGAAGUUCAAGUAACGAAAAUGGCUUUGGUGGCGGCUUUGGAGGCGGAUCUUCGCGCCCUCUCCGCCGAAGCGCGACGGAGGUACCCCGCCGUGAAAGAUGGAGCCGAGCACGCUAUCCUUAAGCUUCGGUCGUCAUCGAGUGCCAGUGAUCUUUCAAGUAAUGAAGACAUUCUUCGGAUCUUUCUGAUGGCGUGUGGAGUCAGGAAUACAAAACUUAGUGUUAUAGGACUUUCAUGUUUACAGAAGCUUAUAUCUCAUGAUGCAGUUGAACCAUCAUCUCUAAAGGAAAUACUUUAUACAUUGAAAGAUCAUUCAGAAAUGGCAGAAGAAAAUAUUCAACUAAAGACUCUACAAACUAUUCUAAUAAUAUUUCAGUCUCGACUACAUCCAGAAACAGAGGAUAAUAUGGUCCUAGGACUAAGUAUCUGUCUCAGGCUUCUUGAUAACAACCGACCUCCUAGUGUUUACAAUACUGCUGCAGCUACCUUCAGGCAAGCAGUUGCCUUGAUUUUUGAUCAAGUGGUUUCGGCUGAGUCCCUUCCUAUGCCUAAAUUGGGUUCUAGCAGUCAAACAGCAAGGACUGGGUCAGUUACUGGAGAUUUGAGUCAAAAUAUCAAUAAUUCAGAGCCCUUGGAGAACGAUGUUAUCGGGGGUCGAUUGACAAUGAGAGAAACCCUGAGUGAAACCGGUAAACUUGGUCUGCGGUUGCUUGAGGACCUGACAGCCUCAGCUGCAGGUGGAUCUGCAGCUUGGUUGCAUGUUACUUCUCUUCCAAGGACCUUCUCCCUCGAACUAAUUGAGUUUGUUUUGUCGAACUAUAUAUCAGUUUUCAAGAUACUACUUCCCUACGAACAGGUUUUGCGUCACCAAAUCUGUUCCCUUCUGAUGACAUCGCUUCGGACCAGUUCAGAGCUCGAGGGAGAAAUGGUUGAACCUUAUUUUCGCCGGUUGGUGCUGCGGUCAGUUGCGCAUAUUAUACGACUGUAUAGUUCGUCUCUCAUCACAGAAUGCGAGGUGUUCUUAAGUAUGCUCGUGAAAGCUACAUUUUUAGAUUUGCCAUUGUGGCAUCGCAUUCUUGUUCUUGAGAUUUUGAGGGGGUUCUGUGUUGAGGCAAGAACAUUGCGGAUUCUUUUCCAGAACUUUGAUAUGCACCCCAAAAACACAAAUGUUGUGGAGAGCAUGGUCAAAGCACUUGCUCGAGUUGUUUCUAGCAUACAGUUUCAGGAGACGAGUGAGGAAAGUUUAGCAGCUGUUGCUGGGAUGUUUAGUAGCAAAGCUAAAGGAAUUGAAUGGAUUCUUGAUAAUGAUGCUUCCAGUGCUGCUGUUCUCGUUGCGAGUGAAGCUCAUGCAAUAACUUUGGCAAUUGAAGGCUUACUUGGAGUUGUUUUUACAGUUGCCACAUUAACAGAUGAAGCAGUAGAUGUUGGGGAGCUUGAAUCUCCCAGAUAUGAGCAUCUUCCUUCAUCUGAUUAUACUGGGAAAACCUCACAUCUCUGUAUCUCAAUGGUAGAUUCAUUGUGGUUGACUAUACUUGACGCAUUUUCCCUUAUAUUAUCAAGGUCACAUGGAGAGGCAAUCGUAUUGGAGAUACUGAAAGGAUAUCAAGCAUUUACUCAGGCAUGUGGCGUUCUUCAUGCUGUAGAACCCUUGAACUCUUUUCUUGCAUCUCUUUGUAAAUUUACCAUCGUUUUGCCAACUGAUGUGGAAAGGAAAAGCAGCGUCGUACAGUCGCCUGUGUCCAAACGUUCUGAAGUACAUGUUGAUCAGAAAGAUGUCAUUGUCCUGACACCCAAGAAUGUUCAGGCAUUGAGAACACUCUUCAACAUCGCUCACAGGUUGCAUAACGUGUUGGGCCCAUCAUGGGUGUUGGUUCUUGAAACUCUGGCAGCCCUAGAUCGAGCUAUUCAUUCUCCUCAUGCAACCACCCAGGAGGUUGCAACUGCAGUCCCAAAGCUUACCAGAGAGCCUUCUAGGCAGUACGCUGAUUUUAGCAUUCUAUCUUCCUUAAAUUCUCAGCUGUUUGAGAGCUCGGCGCUGAUGCAAGUGUCUUCUGUUAAAUCACUUCUUUCUGCACUCCAUAUGUUGUCCCAUCAAUCUAUGACAGAAACUUCAGGCAGUGUUUCAUCAGCUUCAAGUAAACAAAUUGGGAGCAUCAGUUUUUCGGUGGACAGAAUGAUAUCUAUACUCGUAAAUAAUCUUCACAGGGUGGAACCACUAUGGGACCAAGUGGUUGGCCACUUUCUUGAGCUCGCUGAACAUUCAAAUCAGAACUUGAGAAAUAUGGCGCUUGAUGCCCUGGAUCAAUCCAUAUGUGCUGUCUUAGGUUCAGAGCAGUUUGGAGAAGAUCCAGCCAGAUCAAGAGAUGCAACUUUGGAUGUAGACUCAAAGUCAACUGAGGUGAAGUCGGUUGAGUGUGCUGUACUAUCUUCUCUCAGGGUUCUUUACUUUUCUGCUCAAAAGGCAGAUGUUCGAGUUGGGUCAUUAAAAAUUCUCCUUCACGUACUGGAGAGAUGUGGAGAAAAGUUAUACUAUAGCUGGUCGAGCAUUCUUGAAAUGUUGAGGUCUGUUGCAGACGCAUCAGAGAAGGAUGUGGCGACCCUUGGGUUCCAGAGUCUCCGGGUUAUUAUGAGUGAUGGACUUCCUACUCUUCCGGAAGACUGUCUUCAUGUGUGCAUAGACGUUACUGGAGCUUAUAGUGCACAAAAGACUGAUUUGAAUAUAAGUUUGACUGCCAUUGGCCUGUUGUGGACUUUGACUGAUUUCGUAGCAAAAGGACUCCACCAUGGGUCUCUAGUGGACAAAGGAUCGGGAUUCAAUAUUGCAGAUUCCACUCCACAGCAAACAAAUGGCGAGGACGGGGAAAAGCAUAUGGUUAGCAAUUCGGACAAGUCAGAUUAUGAAGCUCGAAUACAAGUGGUCAAUCAUGAGAAAUUGCUGUUUUUAGUCUUUUCGUUAAUACAGAAACUUGUGGAUGACGAACGACCAGAGGUCAGGAAUUCAGCUGUCAGGACAUUUUUUCAGAUUUUGGGAAGUCAUGGAAACAAACUUUCAAAAAGCAUGUGGGAGGAUUGUCUAUGGAACUAUAUCUUCCCGAUGUUAGAUGGCGCCUCUCACAAGGCUGCAACAUCAUCAAAGGAUGAAUGGCAAGGGAAAGAAAUCGGUACUCGAGGAGGGAAAGCUGUGCACAUGCUUAUACAUCAUAGUCGCAAUUCAGCCCAGAAGCAGUGGGAUGAAACAUUUGUACUUGUCCUUGGAGGAAUAGCCCGUCUCUUCCGGUCCUACUUUCCUCUUCUUGAAAGUUUACCGAACUUUUGGUCAGGAUGGGAGUCUUUGCUUGCUUUUGUUAAGAAUAGCAUUUUCAAUGGGAGUAAAGAGGUAUCACUUGCAGCGAUAAAUUGUCUGCAGACAGCUGUUGUGUCCCACUGUGUCAAGGGAAACUUGCAACUUCGAUAUCUUAAUUCGGUACUGGACGUGUAUGAGCUUGUUUUCCAGAAGUCAUCGAGUUACACAGGUGACACAGCAGCCAAGGUGAAACAAGAGAUUCUGCAUGGUUUAGGUGAAUUAUAUGUGCAGUCAUCAAAGAUGUUUGAUGAUAAAAUGUACAUGCAAUUGUUGGGAAUUGUUGAUUUAGCUAUAAAACAGGCCAUCAUAAAUAGCGAAAAUUUCGAAACUGAAUAUGGACAUGUACCCCCUGUACUACGUCAUGUUUUGGAAAUCUUGCCAUCUUUGGGUCCUCCUGAGCACCUUUCGUCAAUGUGGCUAAUCCUGUUAAGAGAGUUUUUGCAUUAUCUUCCACGGGUUGAUUCUGUUCUGCCAAAUGAGGAAGGUGAGAUUCAGCAGAACAACACAGGUCACUGUGCAAGCAGUGAAGUAUUGGAACAUAAAGCUGAUGCUUCGUCUGAAACAAUGCCAACCACAAGAAUUACGACUAAUAUGUUUGCAGAAAAGCUGAUCCCUGCCUUGAUAGAGCUUCUCCUUCAGGCUCCUGCAGUUGAAAAAUAUAUCCUGUUUCCGGAAGUCAUCCAGAACCUGAGAAGGUGCAUGAUGACAAGACGAGACAAUCCAGAUGGUUCACUCUGGAAGGUAGCAGCUGAGGGCUUCAACCGUUUACUGGUUGAAGAUGUGAAGUUAUGUUCCGUGGGUGGUGAAACAGACCUGAAAAUUAGCAAAACAGCUCGAAUACGCAUUUGGAAAGAAAUUGGAGAUGUUUACGAUAUAUUCCUUGUUGGUUAUUGUGGACGUGCUCUUUCUUCAAAUUCUCUCCCUGCUGCAGCACUUAAGGCCAAUGAGACCCUUGAGAUGGCCUUAUUAAACGGUCUUGGCGAUAUCAUUCUUAAGUCGACCGUUGAUGCACCCCGAGAAGUCCUGGAGAGGCUUGUUUCAACCCUAGAUCGCUGUGCAUCACGUACAUGCUCAUUGCCUGUUGAAACUGUAGAGCUGAUGCCUGCCCAUUGUAGCAGAUUUUCCUUGACAUGCUUACAAAAAUUGUUUUCCUUGAGCAGUUUCAGCUCUGAAACCGAGAACUGGCACUCCACAAGAGCAGAAGUGAGCAAGAUCUCGAACACCACGCUGAUGGCCAGAUGUGAAUUCAUUUUGAGUAGAUUUUUAAUCGACGAAAAUAAUCUAGGCAACCGUCCAAUCCCAACAGCUAGACUUGAAGAGAUUAUCUUUACCCUCCAAGAACUUGACCGCCUCAGCAUUCAUCCUGAAGUUGCAUCUGUUCUUCCGUUGCAACCCUACCUGAAAACCGUCCUACGCGAAGAUAAUCGUGACACCCGUGCGCACCUACUUGUCCUUUUUCCCUCUCUGUGCGAGAUUGUGUUAUCAAGGGAAACGCGGGUGAGAGAGCUGGUGCAAGUUUUACUACGAGCAGUUGCUACGGAACUAGGCCUAGAAAAGGUUAGUCUAUCCAGUUGAUGGCAAUAGAUGGGAAUGUUUCUCAGAAGAUUUGAACUUUAAACUUUCUCUUCUUACAUUAGAUUCUUGAGAAAUUUUGGUUUUAUACCACAUAGGUUGUACUCUUUGUUUUAGCUUGUUCUGGUUUACUCUGUGUGCUGUUUUAUCUCUCUUGGUUCAUGGGACUUCUUCAUUCUACAAUGCGCCAUUCUCGGAGUUUUUAUGUUGGUCCCAUCAAACAAAGUAUUCUCUUAACU
This is a messenger RNA of Arabidopsis arenosa, 5299 nucleotides long. Lineage: Eukaryota; Viridiplantae; Streptophyta; Magnoliopsida; Brassicales; Brassicaceae. The record is from the annotation of a GenBank genome assembly.